Loa loa (African eye worm) is the source of this 501-nucleotide messenger RNA. RefSeq lists its product as hypothetical. The record is from RefSeq and is a predicted model, not a curated record. The transcript has 4 exons. The coding region runs from base 1 to 501 and encodes 166 amino acids. Lineage: Eukaryota; Metazoa; Nematoda; Chromadorea; Rhabditida; Onchocercidae.
AUGACAAGUUCAGCUUCAAACACAGUCGACAAGUUAGACGCGGACAGUGAUUAUAUGGAGCUUUAUUUGAAUGGUAGCAAAAGAUCGGCAGGUAGCAAAGAAAGUGAAAGUAGUCCUUCACCUCCAAGCUAUGCUGUAUUUGAAGAUAAACAUGGUAACCUGGUCAAUCCAGGUCUCAAUGUGAUCUGGCCAGUGCGUCCACAACGAGGACGCUAUUCACUUAACGAAUACAAAGAACAAAAGCAGCGUUUGCAAAGACAAGAGCAACAGCGGCGAAAUAAAAAGUACAAUUUCAAGAGUAGGAAAUGUAUUAAGCAAUCAGAAAGACAGUCUAAUAUAUCAAGUAUCUAUCAGGCAGAAAAAACAAAAGACAACAGUAAUAUCUAUAUCGGCGUUCGAUCGGCAUCCAGCUUGCGUUCCAUUCUAUGGCCUACAGAAUUUCGUCUGUUUUACAUGCGACCAGAAUCAAUGAAUUCAUUCAAUCAGGUGAUUAAUGAUUGA